This is a messenger RNA of Talaromyces rugulosus, 870 nucleotides long. RefSeq lists its product as uncharacterized. The record is from RefSeq and is a predicted model, not a curated record. Gene Ontology annotation, molecular function: catechol 1,2-dioxygenase activity; ferric iron binding. The transcript has 4 exons. Bases 1 to 870 code for a protein of 289 amino acids. Lineage: Eukaryota; Fungi; Ascomycota; Eurotiomycetes; Eurotiales; Trichocomaceae. Gene Ontology annotation, biological process: catechol-containing compound metabolic process.
AUGGCAGCCAACCAUCCCUACGAUCCCACCUUCACAGACCGCGUGGUCGGCGCCAUGGGCCCCAAGACCAGCCCUCGACUGCGCCAGCUCAUGACCGGCCUGAUCCGCCAUGUCCACGACUUUGCGCGCGAAAACGAGCUGACCGUGGACGAGUGGAUGGCCGGCGUGCAGAUGAUCAACUGGGCGGGCAAGAUGAGCGACGACAAGCGGAAUGAGGGGCAGCUACUGUGCGAUGUGAUUGGGUUGGAGUCGCUGGUAGACGAGAUCACAUACAAGGUGGUCUCCGACUCGGACGCACCCACUGCAACAGCCAUCCUAGGUCCGUUCUUUCGAGCUGAUACCCUGGCUCGAAAGAACGGUGAUAGUCUGGUCACUGGAGUCGACGACGGGGAAAUGACUUUUAUGCACGGCCAGGUGGUCGACUUUAUCACCAAGAAGCCCAUCGUUGGCGCAACAGUCGAAGUAUGGCAGGCCUCUACCAAUGGCCUUUACGAACAGCAAGACCCUAAUCAGGUGGAACACAACUUGCGUGGCAAGUUUACGACGGACGAGAAUGGCCGCUAUUGGUUUUACUGCAUUCGACCGACACCGUAUCCGGUGCCUGGUGACGGUCCUGCCGGCAAGCUGCUAGAGAUGAUGGACCGACAUCCGUUCCGCCCUGCACACAUUCACAUCUUGGCAACGCAUGACCAAUACAAACCUCUUGUGACGCAAAUUUUUGACCGAAACGACCAGUACUUGACCAUCGAUUCCGUGUUCGCCGUAAAGGAUUCCUUGGUUGUCGACUUUGUGCCUCGGAAAGAUGAUCCCAAAGCGAGUCUGGAGCUAAAUUACGAUGUCAAGCUGGUUCCUGCGGAGCCAAGUAGCUGA